AUAACACCGUGUCAGAAGUGUUACCAUUUUUAAAUUAAAAAAUGUUGUUUAGUGAUAUUUGCGACAUAGAAUCACAGUAAAUUAUUUUUUAGUAAAUAAGUGUGCAUCAUGGGGGAAAAAUAUAUUUUAUCACUUGACAUUGGAACUUCAACAAUAAGAUCCGUUAUAUACAAUACUCAAACCGAAAUUUUGGGAAAAGCUGUAGAUCAAGUAACACUUCAUUAUCCAAGUCCAGGAUUUGUUGAAAUUGAUCCUGAUGAGUUAUGGAAGUCUGUUGUUGGUGUUGUCAACAAAUCAUUGCAAAAUGCAAAUUUAUCUGCCAAUCAGAUAACAGCCAUGGGUAUAUCAACCCAAAGAAGUACCUUUAUAACCUGGUCCCAGGACACAGGGAAACCAUUCCAUAGAUUUAUUACAUGGAAGGAUCUGAGGGCUGACGAAUUAGUUAAGCAAUGGAAUGAUUCUUAUACUUGGAAGUUUAUAAAAAUUAGUGCCUAUGUUCUGUUCAUGAUAUCAAGGAGCAAGAGAUUCAGGGCGGGUAGUGUUUUCAAGUUCUCAAAUAACCAGACUACGUUAAGAUUGUACUGGGCUCUCCAUAACGUGCCGGCCCUGAAAUCUGCUAUAGAAAACAAUGACGCUAUGUUUGGGACAUUGGACACGUGGUUGUUGUAUAAAAUGACAGGUAACAGGAUCCACAUGACGGAUGUUUCAUCAGCGUCAGCGACGGGUUUCUUCGACCCUUACACCAUGCAGUGGGCUGGGUGGGCGAUGGCCAUAUUCGGUAUACCCAUGGAAGCCCUGCCGGAGGUAGUGGACACAGCCGGGGAACACUUCACAAGCACCGCCCCCGAUAUAUGGGGGCAUGCGAUACCCAUACGGAGCUGUAUAGCUGAUCAGACGGCUUCAAUGUGGGGCUCGUGCUGCUUCAGCCCUGGUGACGUGAAGCUGACGAUGGGUACUGGAACGUUCUUAAACAUUCAUACGGGAGCGUCACCUCACACAUCCUUGACCGGCCUAUACCCUGUGGUUGGCUGGCGUAUGGGAGACGAGCUGGUGUUCUCCGCUGAAGGCGCCAAUAAUGACACCGCCAGUAUCAUAAAAUGGGCACAGAAUUUGGGUCUUUUUGACAAUCCUCAAGAGACAGCUGACAUAGCGAUGUCUGUGCCGGAUUCAGACGGAGUGUUCUUCAUACCGGCGUUUAGUGGUUUGGGUCCUCCCUACAACGACUGUACCGCUGCAUCAGGAUUCGUGGGUAUGAAAGCUUCCACUACCAGAGCUCAUCUAGUCCGAGCUGUGCUGGAGUCGCUAGCGUUCAGGACAUCACAGCUGUACACCUGCAUCAGAACCGAGACCAGCUACCAGUUUGACACCGUCAGAUUGGAUGGCGGCGUCUCCAACAAUGACUUCUUAUCCCAGCUGGUGGCGGAUCUGACCGGACUUACAGUGGAGCGUCCCGUACAGGUCGAGAUGUCUUCAUUAGGAUGCGCCCACAUUGUAGGAUUACAGCUAGGUAUCUUCACAUCAAAGGAACAGCUGAAGUCACUCCGGAAGGUUGGUAAAUUGUUCACUCCUAGGGCUCAUGUGAAAAAAUCCUACGAACCGAUCAUAGAGAAAUGGGAAGAUGCCGUCAAAAGGAUGUGCGGUUGGUACAACAAUGACAGAACAACACAGAGUAACACACAGAACAAUUUGAAGGUAAAACUAAAAAAACAGGGCAAAUCCAAAUAGCGGUGGCUUCUAUAUGUGCUCCUGUUUAUAACGUGCGUACCCUUGUAUAGAUGAUAUCCGGCCAUGCUCUAUAUUAGGGCAUUGCUUCGGAAGUUGUUUUAGGGUUGUGCGUCAUAAUCUGUGUAUAGCACUGAAUAGCAACGCUUAAAGUGUGUAAAAGACUUUAUAUAUUGAUUUGUAGUUAUAGUUAUGGAUUAUAUUGUAUUGAAUGUAGAUUAGAUUUGUCUUAUCUAAAAAUGUUCUAUAGGAAAAUAGAAGUUUCUAUAGAAGUAAAUAGUUCAUAUAAAUCGGUCUUUAUAUGCAUUAAUUGAUAUAUCUGAUUAAGAAUACGUAGUAUGGAUUUGUUAUUAAAUAAGUGUAUUUUAGUGAAUAAUAUUGUUUAUCUGCCAAAUGUCCUAUGAAUAUUGUAUGAAGUAAAAUAUUUUAAUAUAAAACUUCCGUGUGACAUAAUACACUAUGAUUUUAUUGCCACAGAUGAUAAAUUAUCAUGUAAAUGUCACCUUUUUAUGUAUACUGUGUAUAUUAUCUGUGGCAGUAAAUUUGUCAGUUGAUAUCAAAAAGUGGUUUUGAAUAUUUAACUAGAGAUUUAUUUAGCCGAUUUUAUAUAUUGAUGAAACUUUGAACUUUUUAGUAUAUAAAUUUAAUGUAGUAUAUAGCUUAGUGUUUAAGUAAUUCGUCUAAUGUCAGUUGGAUUUUAAUCUAUAUGAUUUUAUUAAUUCUUGCCUCAAUACGGGUUUGUGAUAAAGACGUUUUUAUAUCUCAUACUAUAAAAAUUAUGCACUUCCCCUGUCGACAUAUAAGAUUACAAUUCAUGGAUCUCAUUGCAAAUCAAUAUUUGGCAUUUAAUAAUAUUUGUAUCAAUAUACGUGAAUAAAAAUCAAUUUGAUGAAAUGUAAACAAACGACAUUAAUUUAAUCAUAAGUUAUUUGUGAGUAAAACAUUCAAAAUGGUUAUUGAAAAAUGAAUCUUAUAUGAUAGGACAUAGAUUUCAUAAUAAAAACUAACUAGCUAAAGACUGCUGUUACAAUGACUGCGAACGGUAAAUAAAACUAAAACUGACAAAAUAUUUGAAUGGUCUAUGAACAUUUUAAAUUGAAUAAUUUUAUUUCAUUAGUACAACGGUUGGUACUGAAAUUAAGAUAUUAAGUAAAAAAGAAUUUUAAGUUACACAAUUUAAGUUACAUUUUCGUAUGCGAAAUUAAGAAUUGUAUUCGUUAUAGAGAUAAAAAUAUAUUGUGAUAAAUUUAAAGACAUUUUUAUUAAUAAUUUAUCACGAUACUUAUGUUAAAAAUAUUCUCUCAUAUCAUACAACGUGCGUCAUAUCUUAUAAGGUGAUAAGUGAAAUUGUAAUCCGUAACGGGUGUGUUUGAACAACGUAUUACCUACUAAGAUCCAUAUAUAUGAGCUGGUGUGAUCGAGUGUUAGGUGAGAAUGGCGAAGGUUGUAGUACUGUUGAUACUGUUAUUGCUCGUGAAGAAUAUAGUCGGCUUACCAAAGGAUGGCUUGAAUUUAUAUCCCGAGGUCGUAAAAACCAGACACAUGGUCUGGGAGGGUAACGAUUAUACAGAUUAUGAUUCUGGGGUAAAUUCUGAGACGACUUUCAUUCGAGUCGAGAAUGCUGUCUGAUAUGUUUCAACCGAAUGAUUUGUUUGGUGAGAUCGAUAUGAAAAUGUCACGCUGUGAUUUGGUAACCAGGAAAGUUUUGAAGGUUUGACUGCGGAUGAAACUACUAUGAAAAACUCAAUAUGAUAAGGCUUUAGUUUAUGAAUGUAAUAUAUGUUUGUAUGUUAAAUUACUAUUAAGAUAUUGUUUAGACUUGUGAUGUAAGCCUAUUUUAGAAGCUUGGUUAGGAUGUAAGAGGUUUUAAAUGAAAUGUUCUUUAAGUUAUGAUAAUGUUUUAUUACUGUUAUUAAUUUUUUAGCUUUUUUUUAUCUGUUAUUCGUUUUUUUAUAAAUGUUUUAAUUUUCUAUUUUUUUUUGUACUUGUGUAUUAUGUUUUCUAUUGGAGAUCGUAAGGUAUCUGUACUGUAAUUAAUGUAAAUAUGUAUUUUUAAGUGUAAUAUUAUAUAAAUUAUCAGUUGAAUAAACUAAUUAUAUUACAA
Messenger RNA from Danaus plexippus (monarch butterfly), 3826 nucleotides. RefSeq names its product putative glycerol kinase 5. The record is from RefSeq and is a predicted model, not a curated record. Gene Ontology annotation, biological process: glycerol metabolic process; triglyceride metabolic process; glycerol-3-phosphate biosynthetic process. Gene Ontology annotation, cellular component: mitochondrion. NCBI's taxonomy places the organism in Eukaryota, Metazoa, Arthropoda, Insecta, Lepidoptera, Nymphalidae. The coding region runs from base 109 to 1725 and encodes 538 amino acids. The transcript is spliced from 11 exons. Gene Ontology annotation, molecular function: glycerol kinase activity.